This is a messenger RNA of Cavia porcellus (domestic guinea pig), 1324 nucleotides long. Its product is annotated as putative ankyrin repeat domain-containing protein 30B-like. Gene Ontology annotation, molecular function: protein binding. The record is from RefSeq and is a predicted model, not a curated record. The coding region runs from base 116 to 1324 and encodes 402 amino acids. NCBI's taxonomy places the organism in Eukaryota, Metazoa, Chordata, Mammalia, Rodentia, Caviidae. The transcript has 14 exons.
UGAUAUUUCUGACGAUGACUCUCUAAUCAGCUCUUCCAGCAAACACAGUCCUGUUAAUUCCUGGCCUAAAUCAGAUGACACUGACUUUCUUCUGGAUAACAAGAAACAAGCAGAAAUGUCAAAAGUUACAGUGCGGAAAAAGGAUACGGUGUUUGCACCAGGAGUACGGACAGCUUGGGAUUCUGAGAAGCCUGUGGAUCCUUUUUCUGGGAAAGCAGAUGAUGGAGGAAAACAGGCAGGAAAUAGAAAAAGAAAAGAAUCACCUGACACACAUCUUCCCUUGAAGCCUGCUGUGGAAACAAAAGAUUCUGAUGGGAAGAAAGCAGUAAGAGUGAAGGAUGCACUGCCACCUCAACCAGAUUGGUGUUUGGCCUCAUGUUAUAAGACUGCUGAGAAAUCAGAGAAUUUGAAAUCUGAUGAUAAACAACCACUUGCAACAUUACCAGAAUCUGAUUGUGCCCAGAAGAACUUGUCCAGUGGGGACCCGGGACCAUCGAGGCCUGUGGGCCUUCUGAAAAACUGCAAGGUUGCAUUGCAAAGCAUCUUUGGUGAGCCAAUGCCCAAGAUUCACAAGGCUGCCCUUGAGGGCUACAAGGACCGGGUGCAGUUUCUCAUCACAGCAGGCCAUGUCCAUGACAGAGACAGGGAAUGCAGGACUGCUCUGCAUUAUGCCAGUGCCUAUGGCCAUCCAGAAGUGGUGACUCUCUUGGUAAAGAGCAAGUGUGAUAUUAAUGCCUGUGACAGUGACCAUGACACCGCUCUGAUUAAGGCUGUAAAAUGCUACGAGGAAGGCUGUGCUAGUAUUCUCUUGGAGCAUGGUGCAAAUGUAAAUAUUGCCAAUGCCAAGGGCAACACUGCUCUGCAUCUUUCGGUUUUUCAUCCAAAGUCUUCACUAACAGCAAAACUGCUUUCGCAUGGUGCCGAUGCUGAGGCAAAAAACAAGGAAGGCCUCACACCACUUAUGCUUGCUCUAAGGGAAAACAGAAUGAAAGCGGCAGCAGCAUUGUUAAAAAAGACAGAAACAAAGAAUGUGGUGAAUGAGCCGGAAAGAAAAAAUUCUCAAUGUGAAAAAAAGGAAUCUUCAAAUUCUGACAAUAGCCCUGCAGUGGUUGCAAGUGAAUCUGAGACUUCUUUAACACCAGGCAAGUACCCCUCCACUCAGGUGUAUCUUUUGCUCCAAGAAGUUUGUUUUUUAUAUCAGGUUUUAGUUCACAGCAAAAUUAAGAGGAUAUCCAAAAAUUUCUGGUUUAUUAUGUGCCUCUCACACAUGGGUUGCUUUCCUCAGGGGCCAGAGGCCUCCACUACGUUAGAAUGCUUGUUAUAG